AUGCGUGUUUACGAGGAUAAACUUGUGAAAUCAGCAGGUUCGAAACAUGUGGCUAUCAUGUUGCAUUUGAAUAAUUAUCAAAAACAUGUUCGCGAUUUAAUCAAAAAUUCAAGAGAUGCCCACGGAAAUCCUAUAUUUGACAAGAAGGAAAUUGAUAAAUUUCAAAAAGAGUGA
Entrophospora sp. SA101 is the source of this 174-nucleotide messenger RNA. NCBI's taxonomy places the organism in Eukaryota, Fungi, Glomeromycota, Glomeromycetes, Entrophosporales, Entrophosporaceae. The record is from the annotation of a GenBank genome assembly.